This is a messenger RNA of Sebastes umbrosus (honeycomb rockfish), 1556 nucleotides long. RefSeq lists its product as uncharacterized. The transcript is spliced from 2 exons. NCBI's taxonomy places the organism in Eukaryota, Metazoa, Chordata, Actinopteri, Perciformes, Sebastidae. The coding region runs from base 193 to 1149 and encodes 318 amino acids. The record is from RefSeq and is a predicted model, not a curated record.
UUCCUCCUCCUCAUCCUCUUCCUCCUCUUCCUCCUCCUCCCCCUCUUCCUCCUCCUUAUCCUCCUCCUCUUCCUCUUCCUCCUCCUCCUCCUCCUCUUCAGUCCAUCAGUGUGUCAGUUAGGUGUUGAUCUGAAACGCUCGGUUAGUUUCUACAACAACAGCAGCAUCAGUUUCACCAUCAGUCAGUUCAUUAUGAUGAUGAUGAUGAAGAUGGUCUGUGUGAUCCUCCUCUCCAUCAGCGGUUUGUGGUGGGAGCAGCACGCCGCCGCCCUGCCAACCUCCACGGUGCGGGUGAGAGUCGGGGAGGACGUCAUCCUGCAGUGCCCCCUGCUGGACGCCUCCACGGUUAACGCCUCCACGGUUAACACCUCCACCGCCAACGCCUCCACGGUUAACGCCUCCACGGUUAACGCCUCCACCGCCAACGCCCCCAGCGCCAACGUCUCCACCGUUAACGCCUCCUCCGCUAACGCCUCCAACGCCAAUGCCUCCACCGCCAACGCCUCCACCUCUAACGCCUCCACCGCCAACGCCUCCAGCGCCAACGCCUCCACCGCCAACGCCUCCACCGCCAACGCCUCCACGGUUAAUGCCUCCAGCGCCAACGCCUCCACGGCCAACUCCUCCACCUCUAACGCCCCCACCUCUAACGUCUCCACAGUUAACGCCUCCACCGCCAACGCCUCCACCGCCAACAUCACGGUUAACGCCUCCAACGCCAACGCCUCCACGGCCAACGCCUCCACCUCUAACGCCUCCACCGCCAACGCCUCCACAGUUAACGCCUCCACCGCCAACGCCUCCACCGCCAACAUCACGGUUAACGCCUCCAACGCCAACGCCUCCACGGCCAACGCCUCCACCUCUAACGCCUCCAACGCCUCCAACGCAAACGCCUCCACCAACCUCAGCUGGUACAGGCAGGCAGCAGGACAGCGUCCGGAGCUGCUGCUGAGCUUCAGGUCUACUAACGCCUCCCAGGUGAAGUACGGCGCCGGCGUCGGUCCCGAUAAAGUGUCGGCUGCGUCCGACGGCUCGCUGCUGCUGCACGACUUCAAACGGAAUGACUCGGCGGUUUAUUACUGCAGCAUCACUCAGGGAGACGAGCAGAAGAAGAACCCGCCGCCGGAGGACGUCAUGGGGUCAUGAUGUGACCUUCGCAGCUCUCAUGUUCCUCAUCUUUAACCUCUCAGCUUCAGACUCUCUGUUCGACUUUCACUGCAUUUUAAUACAUUUACUAAAGAAAAUAUUUCAGACUACAGAGCAGCUGUUCUACCUGAGAACAACAAAUAGAAACACCUGUAUGAUGUCAUGCAAUACAAUAAACUGACCUUUUAAUGAUCUCAUUAAACAAUCAUGUUUGUUUGUUGUCAUUCUUUGUUAUUAUUAGUAUUUUCAUUAUCUUUACUGUUAAUCUUUCAACAUAUUCACUAUUUGAUUCUCCACUGACUGACUGACUGACUGACUGACUGACUGACUGACUGACUGACUGACUGACUGACUCACUGACUGACUGACUGACUGACUGACUGACUGACUGACUGACUGACUGACUG